Molecule: messenger RNA, 763 nt
Organism: Gastrolobium bilobum
Lineage: Eukaryota; Viridiplantae; Streptophyta; Magnoliopsida; Fabales; Fabaceae
Product: large ribosomal subunit protein cL37
Exons: 2
Coding region: 125-604 (159 amino acids)
Source: RefSeq, a predicted model, not a curated record
UAAAACACAAGAGCUUAUGGGCAAGCUGGGACAGUGGGUGGAGGAGACAUUGCUGUGUCUUAUCCAAAAACCUACACUUUCAUUUGCACAAAUAACAUGAGAAAUUGAGACCCUACUCAAAAACAUGGCUCUUCUCUGUUUCAAUUCCUUCAAAUUUACCAUUCCCCAUUCAUCAUUUCCGUCUUCUUCUUCGUCCAUCUUUGCAGUUGGCACCGCCCCAAUUUCAAGAGCACACGUUGCUUUGCCCAGAAGGUGUUUGAAGGGUGUUCGAAUCUGGACACCCUUCGUUGCAAAAAGGAGGAGUGAUGGGAUGAUUGUUGGAGCUGCUGCUGCUGAUGGUGAUGGUGCAGAUGGAGCCACGUCAGCAGAAGAAGAAGGUGGUGGUGGGUCCCAGUCCCUUCCUCCUUCUGAAAGCAAGAAAGAGGUUGUUCAGGUUGACAAGCUUCCAUUGGAAUCAAAGCUGAAGGAGAGGGAGGAGCAGAGGCUGAGGAUGAAGCUGGCAAUGAAGAUAAGGUUGAAGAGGAAAAGACUUGUGAGGAAAAGGAAGUUGAGGAAGAAGGGUAGAUGGCCACCUUCUAAGAUGAAGAAGUUGCAGAAUGUCUGAUAUAAAAACCACAAUUUUCAUGUCCUGAUUCUGGUUAUUAUUCUAGUUCUGCCUUUAUUGUUUUCUGUUAUUUGUUAUUUGCCCAACCACAAUGUCUUGUGUAUUUUGACAAUUUUGUUAAUUUUCAAUCAUGAAUUUUAGUUUAUUGAGCUGUCCGCA